Molecule: messenger RNA, 1103 nt
Organism: Cygnus atratus (black swan)
Lineage: Eukaryota; Metazoa; Chordata; Aves; Anseriformes; Anatidae
Gene: FAHD2B
Product: fumarylacetoacetate hydrolase domain containing 2B
Exons: 8
Coding region: 93-998 (301 amino acids)
Molecular function (GO): hydro-lyase activity
Source: RefSeq, a predicted model, not a curated record
GGCCGGCCCGCUGAGGGGGGCGGGGACUCGGCUUUCACGCGGGCGGCGCGGGGUUAGCGCGUGCCCGGAGGGCGGUGACGUAGAGGUGCCGGAUGCCCCCCGGCCGCUUGCCUGCGGCGCUGCCCCGCGCCAUGCGCCUCGUCCGCUUCCAGGGCCCCGGGGGGGCCGAGCCCCGGCUGGGGCUGGAGGAGGAGGAGGGCGGGGGCCUGGUGGACCUCAGCGAGGCCGAGCCCUCGCUGCCCCGCUCCAUGCGAGCCUUCCUGGAGACCGGCGAGCACGGCCUAGCCGCGGCCCACAGAGCGCUGGCCUCGGGCCAGCACCGCCUGCCGAGGGCGGGGGCGCGGCUGCUGGCCCCCAUCGGCGACCCCGAGAAGGUGAUCUGCGUGGGGCUCAACUACCGCGACCACUGCCUGGAGCAGGACGUCAAGGUGCCCAAGGAGCCCCUCAUCUUCAGCAAGUUCCCCAGCGCCAUCGUCGGGCCCUUCGACGACAUCGUGCACCCGGCCGAGAGCAGCGAGGUGGACUGGGAGGUGGAGCUGGCCGCCGUCAUUGGGAAGACGGGGCGGCACAUCCAGGAGUCGGCGGCGCUGGAGCACGUCGUGGGCUUCACCGUGGCCAACGAUGUCAGCGCCCGGGACUGGCAGAUGCGGAGGAACGGGAGGCAGUGGCUGCUGGGGAAAACCUUCGACACCUUCUGUCCCCUGGGGCCGGCCAUUGUCACCAAGGACUCGGUGACAGACGUCCACAACCUGAGCAUCCGCUGCAGCGUCAACGGGCAGCUGAUGCAGAGCAGCAGCACCAAGCAGCUCGUCUUCAGGCUGCCCCAGCUCGUCGCAUGGGUCUCCCGGUUCGUCACGCUGCGCCCCGGGGACGUGCUGCUCACGGGGACCCCCCCCGGUGUGGGGGUUUUCCGGAAGCCCCCCGUGUUUCUCAAGCCAGGCGACGAGGUGCGCUGCGAGAUCGAGGAGCUGGGCGCCAUCUGCAACAAGGUGGUGUGAGGACCGAGCCCCCCCUCCCCGCUUCGACCGAGCCCCCUAUCCCCGGGCCUCGCCGGGCCGCGACGGCGUUCAAUAAAUCCGCACGAGGAGGAGGGUGCUGCUCCC